CUACUGUCCUCCACCGCUGAGUAACUACCUGCGAGAUAUUCCACGAGAGAAGCACGUAUGAAUCAGUUGUAAACAUCGAGGAAGCGGCGUUCAUUCAUCCACUCAACUCAACCAAUCCUUACAUGGCCCCACCUUUGAUUCAAUUUCGAACUAAUCUGGAGUUUGUUGCCGGAGCUGUUGUCUCGUCUUUGAAAGAGUACCACGGCUUGUAACGUCAGCCAUUGCAGAAUGGGAAGCUUGCGAAGUAGGUUUCUCGCAAGCUAGUCAUUUUGUGGUUCGAAUGUAAUGUGCCAGAAGUUUCGGUUCGCUCAAGUAUGAAGCAUUGUCAAUAUCCUCGAAGCACUGUCUCCUUCUCAACACUUCGUAACCUGUAACUUCAACUAAAUAUAUCUAAGUUGCUCGAUCAAACCACUCCAUGAAGUCGAGCUUCCAAGCUUUGUUCAAUGGAGGCUUUCAAAAAUUUUAUCAAUGCUGCAAAAUUGUACUAUAUCCUGGCCGCAUACGCCCAUGCCAGCACACACACUCAUGAAUUAAUACUGGUCUUCUUCGCAGAUGGAACCAAUGGCAAGUGGUAACUUACCUCCAGGGUUCGAUGCAACUUCUUGUCGUAGCGUGUAUGUAGGCAACAUACACUCCAGGGUUACCGAGGGUCUUCUAGCUGAGGUGUUCGCCAGUUUAGGUCCACUGGAGGGCUGCAAACUGAUAAGGAAAGACAAGUCAUCGUAUGGAUUCGUUGAUUAUUUCGACCACCGAUCUGCUGUAGCUGCAUUAUCAACUCUGAAUGGCAGGCAAAUGUUUGGGCAAUCUAUCAAAGUAAAUUGGGCAUAUGCGAGCGGACAAAGAGAGGAUACAACAGCAGGGCAUUUCAAUGUAUUUGUGGGAGACUUAAGUGCGGAGGUAACCGAUGCAACUCUGUUCGCCGCAUUCUGCAUCUACCCCAGCUGCUCAGAUGCACGAGUUAUGUGGGAUCAACGCUCAGGUCGCUCUAGGGGUUUCGGCUUUGUUUCUUUCAGAAGUCAGCAGGAAGCCGAGAGUUCUAUAUCGGAGAUGACGGGAAAGUGGCUUGGGACCCGACCGAUUCGUUGCAACUGGGCUGCUAAGACGAAUAACACCAUUCAGGCGGAUGAAAGUAAAUUGACUACACGCGGGUUAACUGUGAACUGCAAAGUGGAUCAGAGGGUGGGGCUUCAAUCACCAAUCGGACAAGAUGUGCGGUCAGAGGAUCGUCAAGAUAGUUCUGCCGGAGAUGGACCAGAAAUCAAUUCCCAGUAUACCACAGUUUAUGUGGGCAAUCUUUCUCAACAGAUAACACAAGCAGAGCUUCACCGUCAGUUCCACUCACUGGGAGCCGGCGUGAUAGAGGAUGUGCGGGUGCAGAAAGAGAAGGGCUUUGGUUUUGUGAGAUACCGCACCCAUGCAGAGGCUGCUUUUGCAAUUCAGGCUGCCAAUGGUAGGGUAAUUUGGGGCAAGUCUUUGAAGUGUUCGUGGGGCAGCAAGCCCACGCAGCCAGGAGCGUCCUCUGCACCACUUCCCUCACCGCCUUCGGUGGGCCAUUAUCAAGGAAUCAUGGCAUCCGGAGUAAACCUCGGAUAUGGUGUGGCCGACAUAUUAGCUUAUCAAAAUUUGACACGGGCUGGUGCUGGUCGUGCUCUGCUGCCCGUACCCCACCAGAGUUUGGGAAUGGGUUUGGUGCAAAGUCCUGCUUUAGGAGGCCCUGGAAGUCGGGGUAUAUGUGAUAGUUUUCAGCCUGAAGUGGGCUUGAUGUCUGGGACAUUGGGCCAGCAACACAUUUUCCAUUAGGGUAAAAGAACCAAACCGAAUCAAAAAUAUUAUUUCUUUUCCAAGAAAUGAAGAAUACCUGGAAGAGGAGACAAGUGUCAAGCAGAUAUUCUGUGCAUUCUAGCCAGUUAUGAUUAUAGAGGGCUGCAAGAGAGAUUCAGAAUGGACAUAACAACCAAGUCUUUCACACAGGCUUCUCACUGCUCUGUUUUUGAAGCAUUGGAACGUGGCUGACAGAUGGAAAAAAAAUAAACUAGUGUAGUUGGGUACUGCAACUUCUAGAGCUGAAUAACCAAAUAUGCUGUUGCAAAACCUAUGUAACUCAAGUAGUCGAAGGGGAGCUAGGGAACAAGACAUACCAGGUAUAGAAUUGAAAGACAUCCACUCAGAUUAGAAGGACAGGAGGUCAUACAGAAUUGUAUCCUGAUUGUUUCUCAACGAACUUCAAGCAGCAUUUCCAUGACACAGAA
This is a messenger RNA of Physcomitrium patens, 2249 nucleotides long. Lineage: Eukaryota; Viridiplantae; Streptophyta; Bryopsida; Funariales; Funariaceae. The record is from RefSeq and is a predicted model, not a curated record.